AUGGAGUAUAUCAAUUACGUCAAGAGCAAGGCCCAUAUUGGCACUGCAAAGAAGUCCGAAAACCCAGUCCUAACCGAAGAAGAUGAACACUUCCUCAAUCGCAUAACUUCACAUGAUGAACAACCUCCACCUUUACCAGCCAGGCCUCAGGUCCAAGAUCUCCCAGUAGCUGGGGAAACUCAGGGCAAUGAUGCGCAGCUAGCACUACUGGAUGAUGCCCAGAAUAUUGCGCUGCCUGAGACUCCAAAGGAGAACACCACAGAGCCGGAGCCUAUGCGGGAUCCGAUCGCUGGGUCAGAAAAAGGUGCUGAGAAGAAAUCCGCGAAGAAGACCUGGAGCUGGCUUCGCCGUGACAGUCGAGAUCACAAAAGCAAGAAUCAGACAGAUGCAGCAGAAAGCCUCAUGCACAUCGCUGAAGGCGUAAAAUCGUCCGAUGCGCAACCAAAUGAAGAUAACAUUGUCAGUGAGGUUCAAGCGAAGAAAGAGCAGGACGACAUGGCAAUGGUGCUUGAGAAGCUCAAUCUUGCCGCAGUCAACAAUCGUGUCUUUUCAAUCAGUGAGGAAACGCAGGAGCUCUUGCAGAAGUUCAACCAGGUCUUCAAGGAUCUUGUCAAUGGGGUUCCUACCGCAUAUGACGAUUUAGAAUCGCUACUCACCAAUGGUGAUCAGCAAUUGCAGAAGACAUUCAAUCACCUGCCAACGUUCCUGCAGAAGUUGAUAGCGCAGCUGCCAAACAAGAUGAAAGACACCAUUGCACCAGAGCUAAUGGCAGCUGCGGCACAGAAGGUGGAAAAGAGUGGCACCACUACUGCAAAGGCAAAGGAGCCAGCUAGUGCCGCGAAGAAGAAGAAGGGUUUCAAAACUCCAAAUUUGAAAGACAUUGCUGGGAAUCCGGGAACAAUUGCUUCAACGAUGCGAACCAUUAUCACCUUUCUUAGAGCUCGAUUUCCGGCUUUUCUAGGGAUGAAUGUGCUGUGGUCCUUGGCCUUGUUCGUCUUGCUCUUCGUCUUCUGGUACUGCCACAAACGUGGCAAGGAAGUUAGGCUGGAGAAGGAAAGGCGACUCACAGAGGAAGAAGAAGCUCGAUUGGAUGCCGAAUAUCGUGCAUUGAAUCCAGACGGCAAUCUUACCACGACAGCACCUGAAGGAGCACCUUUGGAAGAAGUCCAGCAGGGCAUAAUAGAAGCCCAGGUGGCCCGCGAAGCAGCUGCGGAAGAUGGGUUGGAGGACGAUGUAGAUCCGUCCGUCUUGGGCACGACUGUUCAACCAGCAGAGAAGGUUGGUACCUGA
Molecule: messenger RNA, 1290 nt
Organism: Endocarpon pusillum Z07020
Lineage: Eukaryota; Fungi; Ascomycota; Eurotiomycetes; Verrucariales; Verrucariaceae
Exons: 3
Coding region: 1-1290 (429 amino acids)
Source: RefSeq, a predicted model, not a curated record